This is a messenger RNA of Aspergillus ibericus CBS 121593, 2178 nucleotides long. RefSeq names its product RXT2 domain-containing protein. NCBI's taxonomy places the organism in Eukaryota, Fungi, Ascomycota, Eurotiomycetes, Eurotiales, Aspergillaceae. The record is from RefSeq and is a predicted model, not a curated record. Gene Ontology annotation, biological process: negative regulation of rDNA heterochromatin formation; negative regulation of silent mating-type cassette heterochromatin formation. The transcript has 4 exons. The coding region runs from base 245 to 1861 and encodes 538 amino acids. Gene Ontology annotation, cellular component: Rpd3L complex; cytosol.
CCCUCCUCGCCCUCACUCGUUUCUCUCUCCCCUCCUCGCUCCAUCUCUCCCGCGGCCCUCCCCUGCCUCUCCGAUCUCAAUUCCACGGCUGUAUGGUGUCGACCUGUCCUGUGUCCGGAUAGGCCCCCGUCAACCUCUCCCUCAUCUGCCUCGCUCAACCUCUGGUUGCCGUUCUCAUUCGUUCGGCUGCGUCUGUCGCUAUCGCUUUGACUGCCGUCGUCCCGUCACUACAAUCCUACUAGCCAUGGCGGCGCAGGCGGCCCUGAUUGCCGACACGAUUGUGGGCAUGAAAAGAGCCCUCCGCAAGGAGAAUGACUACUCCGGUCCCGAUGAACCGAUCACUCAACCAACAAAUCGGGGCAACAAGCUACGCGCGAACUCCAACUUCGUGCGGGAGGGUGCCCUGGGCUAUAUACACCCCGAGGAACUCUACAAACAGAAAAUCGAACAUGCUGGAUAUACACGUUACAUCCUCCAGCCCAAUCCUGUGCGCUACGAUUCGGAAGGUGAUGAGCUGGACGAGGAUGACGAAGACUCCGAGGCCGAUGCCGCUGCGGCGGAAGAAAAUCCAUUUUCGGAAAUUGCGCUAGAAAAUUUCUUGUGCCCGCUGAAACAUCCGUCCGAACUUCCCACUCACCCUUCUCUAUCGCAUGCUUAUACCUCGAAGGCUCUGCUACACAUGACACAGGCCAUUGAAGCCAAGCUCCGUCAGGAAAGAGCACUUCUAUGGCGGGCAAGGAAUCUACACCGGCAAUUUCUGGGCGAUAGUUCCUGGAUGCCAUCUGGAGCGGUUGAAACACCGGAAGACCGAUUGAUAUUCGAGCCCCGGAUGGCAAGCACUACACGUAGUUCGCCCGCGAGUCAGUAUAAGCCUAACGGGACUGCUAACCACUUGGCGCCAGGGGCGCCUGCUGCUCAGAAAAACGGCACACAAGGCCCGUCGUUGGUGGCAGGUAAUGCAAAGUUGUCCCGGGCCACGCACAACGAGGGUUCUCAGGGCCAUUCCACCGCGGACAAGGACAUUGAGAUGGCCGAUGCCCAUGAACAGGGGAUUCCCCCCAAAGAUCUCGUGUCGAUCACGCUUGAACAGACCCGAGAGCCCAAAUCUGAAGAAGUUGAUACGCCAGUUGGCGACCUGCCGCAUCACUCGGAGACUACCAACCUGGAACCGCAAGUCAAUGGAAGCAAUAUAGCACACACCGACGCUGACGGGGAUCGGAUGUCGGACUCGGAUGGCACCCUGGACAGAGAUGGGAAGGAGCACGGAGGUUCCGCCCUGCAGGGAGGUGCGCAUGCCGACCCCGGUCAUCAGGACAAUACCCAGGUAGAUGAGACGGAUAGAGAUGCAGAAAUGCAAGAUGGAUCAUCGCCCGAGCCACCCCGCCGAAUGACCACGCGAGCUCAGGCCAACGCAGCGAAUCCACAGCAGGAGGAAGAAUCCGGGUCGCUCUCCCCGUCCCCGUCUGACGAUACGCUAGGGAGUCUCCCGAUACCACAUCCGCUUUUCCUUAUACCGGACUCGGUCCGGCCAGACUCAAACUUCGGCCUCCCGCCCAACGAAGCUGAAGACACCCGCCGACUGCUUUGGUCUUAUGUCCAAAAGCAGGAGGAGACGGUUCGUGGGUUCGAGCACAUGCUGGAGUCUCUGCUUCGAGCCUGUCGGAUGAAAGACGACGUGCUAGAGUGGUGCAAGGCGGAGGGCCACGUUGGCGAGCUGAGUGAUGGAGAAGAUUGGUAUGACCGGGAGAAAUGGGGGCUAGCGGAAGGGGAGGAUCUUAAAAAAGGUGCCGACGAAGACGAAAUCGAGACGGUGGAGGAAAGCCGGACAGCGAACAAGAGAGGCAGAGGCCGGCGGGCAUAGACCGGACAGACCCUGGAAGUUGACCGGCGUUCUAUAUACCUUGGCUUGAUUGUAGCCUGGACGGUGCUGUUGCCAGAUGUGCAUGCGCAUCCCGUCCACUUUCGAAAAUCCAUAGCGUGGAGUUGGUGGUGUUUGAUUGAGGGAACCCGGUGUCUUUUGGCUACCCCCGACGAUUGUGCGAUGGUCUUUUAUGGGAUUUGCCUAGUGAAUUAGCUGCUUUACGUCUGACUUUCUCGGGGAUACGGUGUGAUUUAUGAUAGCUGAUGAUCAUCGCAGAACUACACAAGCGUAGCAAAUGAUACCCGUUGUUCCUGUUA